GCGAAUCAACUACAGGUAGCUUCCGCCGCUUAUCUCCAAGCGGUUGUCCCGGCUUGGUGUUCCUCUGCUACUCAAAGCAGAGCCGAGCCUAGCUCAAUGCCCUACGCACUGCCUCUGGUCCUUCUACUGCUGGCGGUCAUUUCGAUGAGGCUGUACGCCGUUCUACCGCGUGUGAACCGGGCCAAAAGAGCCGCGCGCUCACGUUCGGAGGCGUGUACCCUUGCCGUCUUUCUAGGCUCAGGUGGGCACACUAGCGAAGCCCUCGUCCUUCUCUCCGCCCUUGACUUCGACCGCUAUUGCCCCCGAAAAUACUUUGUUAGUCAAGGCGACAUUCUUAGUGCCAAGAAAGCGAUCACCCUCGAAUCUGAAAGGGCUUCAGGCCCUGCAUCUUACACUAUUAUAACCAUCCCACGGGCACGUCGUGUGCACCAGUCACUGCUGACGACGCCGCUGUCCUCUGCAAUAUCUCUGAUGGCCUGCAUAUAUCAUGCAACGAUAUCGCCGCUGCUAUCAGGCAAGCCAUUCGCAGAUGUUCUUUUGGUAAAUGGCCCAGGAACAUGCGUCAUGCUCUGUCUAGCCGUUUAUCUCAAUAAAUUCCUUGGUCUGCCUUCUUCUAAACUGAUCUAUGUAGAAUCAUAUGCCCGAGUGAACCGGCUGUCGCUCUCUGGGAAAAUUCUAAAGCCCUUCGUGGAUAAGUGCGCUCCUCUUGC
Molecule: messenger RNA, 710 nt
Organism: Phanerochaete carnosa HHB-10118-sp
Lineage: Eukaryota; Fungi; Basidiomycota; Agaricomycetes; Polyporales; Phanerochaetaceae
Product: glycosyltransferase family 1 protein
Exons: 4
Biological process (GO): dolichol-linked oligosaccharide biosynthetic process
Cellular component (GO): UDP-N-acetylglucosamine transferase complex
Source: RefSeq, a predicted model, not a curated record